Pollicipes pollicipes is the source of this 3308-nucleotide messenger RNA. RefSeq names its product sodium-dependent proline transporter. Gene Ontology annotation, biological process: sodium ion transmembrane transport; nitrogen compound transport; amino acid import across plasma membrane. Gene Ontology annotation, cellular component: plasma membrane. The record is from RefSeq and is a predicted model, not a curated record. Lineage: Eukaryota; Metazoa; Arthropoda; Thecostraca; Pollicipedomorpha; Pollicipedidae. The transcript has a single exon. Gene Ontology annotation, molecular function: L-amino acid transmembrane transporter activity; amino acid:sodium symporter activity. Bases 580 to 2451 code for a protein of 623 amino acids.
CAGUCGAGCGCGUGUGGGGGUUGACGCGGCAGGGUCGCGCGGUCGUGACAGCGCCAGUGGAAGCUAGGGCAGCACCAGCGUGCCUUAGUUCCGUGCGGUCUCGUGGGCCGCACCGACAUGGCGCUGGCACUGGGCGAAGCAGGUGUGGUGCAGUCUCAAUGAGUGGGCAGUGCGACAUGGACAUCGACAGCAUGAAGAGUCCAGGAGAGCUGCGAGACAAGACCGAAUAGCAGAGAACCAACGCAGCGCAGUAAGACGGCAGCGAGUAUGAGUAGGACAGGGCAAAAACAAAACCGCGGAAGAUAAUUGCGCAGCAAAGCAAUAAACAGCGAAGGAAGGCUGGUGGGCAACGACGCAUAGCUGAUCAACAGCAAGGCAUAAGCGGUGGCAGCCAGCAGCAAAACGGCGGAGGUGCAAAGCAGAACAGCCAGAAGCCAAACGACAAAGUAGCGACGCAGUGCAUCAAAGUACGGAAGCAUCGCGGUGGAACACGGUGGUGGACCAAGACGACUAAGCAGGACAGCGGACGAAAACAAGCUGUCGUAUUUAAAGUGGAGUGGAAUCGAGGAAGGCACCACAAUGCCACUCGUCAAGAGACGUGAGCAGUGGGACUCGCAGUGCGACUUCAUCCUCAGCUGCAUCGGAUACUCGGUGGGCGUGGGGAAUAUCUGGCGCUUCCCCUAUCUGUGCUACAAGCACGGUGGCGGCACGUUCCUCAUACCGUACAUCAUCAUGCUUCUGGCGGUGGGCAUACCCAUGUACGUGAUGGAACUGACGCUGGGCCAGUACGCCAGCCUCGGUCCCAACAAGCUGUUCCAGAAGCUGUCGCCGUUGUUCUCGGGCCUCGGCUACGCCAUGCUGCUGAUGACGACCCUCGUCUGCUUCACCUACAACAUGGUGAUCGCCUGGAUCAUCUUCUACGCUGCGGCAUCCUUUACGUCAGAGCUCGCGUGGUCGCGGUGCGGGCACGACUACAACACAAGGGACUGCUUCACGACGGCCAGCGACGACUUCUGUGCGGAGAGCAUUGGUGGAGCCAAGAUAUUCUGGAACAAUACCUGCUACCCGGUUAGCGAGUUCUGCACUCAGCACGAGCUAUCACCGUACAAUAAUACGCAUUGCAGCAACAAUACCGCUGAACAAAUGGUGCUAGCCGAUAUUUUUAGCAAUGUAGGUCACCGAGUGCUCGCCAGCGAGGAGUACUAUGUCAACAAUGUUUUAGGUGUAAAAAACCAUAGCUGGCACAACUUUGGAAGCAUGAAGUGGGACCUUUCACUCUGCUUGCUGGCUGCUUGGAUUUUAGUGGGCUCCUGCAUCUUCAGAGGCAUCAAGUCUUUCGGUAAGAUAAUCUACUUUACCGUCUUUUUUCCGUAUUUCAUUCUCCUCAUGCUGGUGCUUCCCACCACAGGACUAGACGGGGCCGUUGAAGGCCUCAGGUUCUUCGCCAUCCCGGACUAUCAUCAGCUGUCAGACUUAACCGUUUGGGUAGACGCCGCAUCCCAGACUUUCUAUUCACUCGGCUGCAGUCACGGCGCACUCUUCACCUUGGCCAGUUUCAGUCGCUUCAGAAACAACUGCAUGAGGGACGCCAUCGUCGUGGGAAUCGUCAACGCGGUGACGUCUGUCCUAUCAGGCGUCAUCGUGUUUUCGAUGUUGGGUUUCAUGGCCCUGCAAAUGAACAAGACACUAACGGAGGUGGUUGACACGGACUUAGGACUGGCCUUCAUUGUUUAUCCGGAGACCCUGUCCCACAUGCCGGUGGCGCCCCUCUGGAGCUCCCUCUUCUUCAUCAUGAUGAUCACGCUAGGUCUGGACUCUCAGUUCACCAUGAUGGAGUCGCUGACCACCGCUGUGUUUGAUGAAUGGCCACGCGUAGGCGGGAGGAAGGGGACCGUGGUAAUGAUAACUUGUGCAGUGUUCUUUGUGGCAUGCCUGAGCAUGUGCUUCAACGGCGGCGUGCUCCUUUUCGCGCUGGUCGACCACUAUUCCGUCUCCUACUCGUUGUUUGUGAUCGCGCUGGUGGAGGUGCUGGUCGUGGCCUGGGUGUUCGGCGCGGAGCGUCUGCUGAACUUGAUGCAGAACGACAUGGGCAUCAUCAUUCCGACGCCUCUGCGGCUCUACUGGCUGGUCGCGUGGAAGUACGUCAUGCCGCUGGUGCUGGUCUGCGCGCUGGUGCUCACUCUGGUGUUCCACAAACCCGUGUCGUACCGCUGCGGCGACGACGUGCAGUACUUCCCAGCGCUGACCCAGAACAUUGGACUGGUGAUGGCCGUGUCCCCGGCCUUCAUACUCGUCGCCGUCGGUGUCGGAGUGGUCUGUACCCAGCUGUGGCGGGGCGGCAGACUGACGGCCCUCCUGCGCCCUACGGCCGACUGGGAGCCGCCGGCGCCGGCUAGCCGCGGUGUUGCCAACGAGGCCUUCGAUGGCGCUAAUUUGGGCAUGAAUUUGUGACGGCUUCCGGAACUUUGGUGAUGAGCAACGGACAUUCGUUGUCCCAGCGACAACCAUCCACCACUGCAUGAUGUGCAUGAUUGUGGCGCGUGUGGACGUGCAUGAUGUGUGGCGCGUGCGCACCCACACCCACGCCCAUACAUUCACCAAUGUAUGUUCGCGCUCACAUACUUUCUCCGCUUCUCACUCUUACAAGCAUGUUCACCCUUGCCCAUGCGGACAUGCACGCUGGCCGCGGCGGGUUGGGUGCGGCCUGUUGGCGCCCUAGUGCGCACCACGUCGACCUCGACCCAGGGGCCGGUGCCGACCUUUGCAGGUGACUAUUCAGUCAUCGUGAGGUGUGAUCACUGCGUGUGUGUUUCGUUGAGUGACUGCUGGUGUGCUUGCAAAUAAAAAGUCAGGGAAAAACAUAAACUCGAUGCGAUUGCGAACGCAAUUAUGACAGUGUUUUUGUCCGGUGCUGCUGCUGACACAUCAGCCCGAUCGCGUAAAACGCAGGCAAAUGCGCUGUUGAAUACAUGUGUGCUCAUUGGAAGCAUCGCUCGCAGUUCAAUUUACGAUGGAAUGUGUAGAAAGGUACCGUUAUUUACAUUGUUCGCGUAACGAACAAGGCUCUUGUUGAGUGUUGUAUUUUUGUCGCGGGACUACGGAUCACAAAACGUGUGUAGCUAUGCAUGUAUUUCCUACAUGUAAUUAUUGCGAUAUGAGCCCAUGAUUGUACACUGGGAUGUUGCGUGGUGAAUGUAAUGACGACCAAAGGAUCUCCGUAGUACUUCACCCUCUAGAAGGCAAAAUGGCUCGUGGCACGAGAGAUCCAGGCACUGAAUCCCCAACGAAAUACAAAGACACGAGAGGCU